Bipolaris victoriae FI3 is the source of this 348-nucleotide messenger RNA. RefSeq lists its product as hypothetical. The record is from RefSeq and is a predicted model, not a curated record. NCBI's taxonomy places the organism in Eukaryota, Fungi, Ascomycota, Dothideomycetes, Pleosporales, Pleosporaceae. The coding region runs from base 1 to 348 and encodes 115 amino acids. The transcript has 3 exons.
AUGGCUACUUCAGAUCAGAGCGCACAGUUCAGAGAGCCACCAGUCGGAGCCCUUCCUGAAGCCACUAGCACCUUUUCAUCGCAAUCCGAAGUCAGUGCUCAAUUUCGAGAGCCAGUCACCUCGCAUUCUUCUACCGACUCGCCCACGACAAAUGAUUCGAUCAACGAUGGCCCUGCAGAUCACAAACCCGUAAGCGAGAAGAUCAAGAAUGUAUUGAAGAAACCUUUUUCAUCUUCGUCGUCGUCGUCAUCAGGUGGUUCAAACAAGCUUGGGGAGAGGGAGAUUACGUCUCCUGAGAUGGAGGCUGCAAAAGAAGUGCUUACAGCCAAGGAUCUGAGGUCGCCAUAG